Molecule: messenger RNA, 1427 nt
Organism: Cannabis sativa
Lineage: Eukaryota; Viridiplantae; Streptophyta; Magnoliopsida; Rosales; Cannabaceae
Product: alpha-galactosidase 2-like
Exons: 13
Coding region: 53-1258 (401 amino acids)
Biological process (GO): carbohydrate metabolic process
Molecular function (GO): hydrolase activity, hydrolyzing O-glycosyl compounds
Source: RefSeq, a predicted model, not a curated record
UAUAGAGAGAGAGUUUGAUCUUUGGAAAUUAAGAAAAUAAUUUAUAUAUAUAAUGAGGUUUAUUGUUGUUAGUGUUUUUGGUAUAAUAUUAUUAAUUAUAAUUAAUAUAUGUAAAGCUAAUUAUGAUAAUGAUGAAUAUCAAAAUAAUUAUACUCAGUUUCUCAUCUCUAAUGGAGUUGCUCGUACACCUCCAAUGGGUUGGAACAGCUGGAAUCAUUUUCAGUGCAAUGUAGAUGAGUGGACUGUAAAGACCACAGCAAAUGCUCUUAUUACAACUGGCUUGGCAGCACUUGGAUACAAAUAUGUGAACAUAGAUGAUUGUUGGGGAGAAUCAAACAGAGACGAGAAAGGAAAUUUAAAAGCGAAAUUCAAAACUUUUCCUUCUGGAAUCAAAGCUCUGGCAGAUUACAUUCAUGGAAGAGGAUUAAGACUCGGCUUAUAUUCUGAUGCUGGUUUCAUGACGUGCAGUAAGACAAUGCCUGGCUCACUUGGGCAUGAAGAUCAAGAUGCAAGAACCUUUGCUCAAUGGGGGGUCGAUUAUUUAAAGUAUGAUAAUUGCUACAAUGAUGGAUCUAAGCCUCAAGAAAGAUACACUAAGAUGAGUUAUGCAUUGUCUAAGGCUGGUCGGCCAAUCCUUUAUUCCUUGUGUGAAUGGGGACAAGAGAAUCCAGCAACAUGGGCCGGUCGAUAUGGUAAUUCUUGGCGAACUACCGGAGACAUUAAAGACACUUGGGAGAGUAUAACAUCCAUUGCAGAUCAAAACAAUAUUUGGGGAAGGUAUGCAGGGCCAGGCAAGUGGAAUGAUCCAGACAUGUUGGAAGUGGGAAAUGGAGGGAUGAAUGUAGAGGAAUAUCGAUCACAUUUUAGUAUUUGGGCAGCAAUGAAGGCUCCAUUGCUAAUUGGAUGUGAUGUUAGAUCUUUGAGCAAAGAAACUCUUGAAAUCCUUGGAAACAAAGAAGUGAUUAGUGUUAAUCAAGACCCUUUGGGUGUUCAAGCAAGGAAAAUUCGAUCCAAAGGUGGACUAGAGGUUUGGGCUGGGCCAUUAUCAAGAAAAAGAGUGGUGGUAGUGUUUUGGAAUAGAGGUAACUCCAUGGCUGCAAUAUCUGUGGGAUGGAGAGAAAUUGGACUCUCAACCUUUACACAUGUUCUUGUUAGAGAUUUGUGGAAGCAUUCAUUUGUGUCAAGAAAUAUGAGUUAUCGAUUGAGUUCUUAUGUUGGUCCUCAUGGAUGUAAGAUGUAUAUACUUUCACCUCAUUAACAACAUCAUGAAACUUAAUAAUUUUGAGUGAAUAUUAAUUAAGCACUUUUUCUAAGAAUAAUUAUAUAUAUUUAUACCUAUAUAUAUGAUUUGGUCAUGUAAAGAUAAUAAAUUCAACUUAAUUAUACCAUGCAGAUCAAGCUGUUCAGUUUGGAUAUUUAAUUUCAAA